CCCUCUCAUUUGCAUACAGAGGAAGGCAGCAGUUCCCACUGGAAAGCGGCCGCAGAUCAGCCCUGUGUUUUCUAGACUCGCUGAGCCUGUACUCGUUAUUUAUUGCUUUUGGCCGAGCAUCAGAUUCCAGAGUUAUGGCUUGAGGCCAGUUUUGUACUGAGAAUGAACAGAUCGUUGAGUUUACGCUUAUCUCGCAGGCAUGGAAAUAAUCUCUACAGCUAUGCGGUGGACGCCGGGACGAUCCCCGCCAAGGUGAAGAAGGGGAGGACGAAAAGCAAGCUGGGGAGCAAGAAGACGAUCAGUUUGGAGGAAAAUCAGCUGGAGACCAAGAGUCUGAACCAGCCAAGCUCUCAGACUCUUGAUGUCGACAGACCUCUGGAGAGAAGCGAGAGCCUCAACUCAAGAAGUAGCUUUAUGAAGCACAACAAAACCUUCCACAGACUCUUCCCAGAAGUCCCUGAGACUGAAGAGCUGCUGCAUGCUUACGUGUGUGCGCUGCAGAAGGAAGUGCCUUAUCACGGCCGUCUGUACAUCACCGACAGCAGCCUGUGCUUCUUCUCCUCCGUGCUGCUCAAAGACACCAAGCUGCUGGUCCCCGUCGCCAGAGUGAGCGUCCUGAAGAAGCAGAACACAGCGCUGCUCGUACCGAACGCCAUCUCCAUCCGAACCACAGACGGAGAGAAGUAUUUAUUCGUGUCUCUGCGUAACAGAGAAGGCUGCUAUAAGCUUCUGCGAUCCAUCUGUGCUCAGCUGGAGGAAGGAAGUGCCAACAGCAGCCCUCUCUUCUCAUCAGCCGAGAACAGCCUCGAUGCGGUCAGACCGGUGGUAAGUGAGCGCUCUGGGCUUCAGGACGCCUCGAGAAAAUCUGGUUUUCACCCUGUGUCUCUCCAGCAGAGCUCCAGUCAGUCCAGUCUAGACGAAUCCUUCCAGACGUCUCCUCCGAUGCCUCGACUCGCUCCAGAAAACACUGCGAUCGAGAGCCCAGCGCAGACGGCAGACGAGAGCUCGGGGGACGGAGACACCGGAAGUUGGUGGGUCUGGAGCGUGACUGAUCGAGCGCGGUCUCUCCUCGUCCAGAGAGAAGUCAACAACCUCAACACUCUGCUGCUCAUCUACCUGAUCCUGGUGUUUCUGCUCUUGUUGUCGUCUGGCUAUAUUGGCCUGCGUAUCGUGGCCUUAGAAGAGCAGCUGACGUCUCUCGGAGCCCUUCCCGAAUUCACUCUACAAAGCGGGUACAAAGAAACGUAAGAGAUCUCAUCCAUCUGAACUUUGGAAAGAACCACCAAAAAACGUUCUUAAAGAUCCACUAGCUGCCGCAAGGAAUGCUGGGAAGGACCUUUAUUUGCACAUGCACCAGCUGCUAAACUCUGUGCGUCUCUGCCAAGGAUACGACUAAAGGGCAUGGAUUAUGAGACGCUGGUUUUUAUGAAAAGCGGGUGUGUCUUCGCUCGCAGCCAUUCGGUUUGUGUUAGCGCAACAGUGACUCUCCCAAAAAAACAACCAAAGACAACAGGUUUGUCUUUGAGAAGUGUGAAAGACUUCUGUGGAAAAGCAUUUCAUCGGUUAUUAUUCAUUGCUAUGCCUUCGUUUGAUCACUUUUACAACCAUCCAAAAACGUCGCAAAUAUUUUUUUUUUCUUUGUAAGUUCUGAGUUUCCUUAUUUUUGAUAACUGUCUUUUUCUUCAGUCUUACGUUUUUUGUUUUUUGUAUAAAGUGGUUUCAAUAUUACUUGUUUCGGUUUAACGAUAAAAAAAAUAGCUAAGCUAGCUAGCCAACUCUUACUCGUUGCAGCACCUUUGUUUGAUCGUUAUUACGAGCAUCAUAAAAUUUCACGAAUAGCUUUUGUCCAUUUUUCCCAUCCCAAGUUCCUUAUUUUUAAUGGCUAGCUUUGUCUUGUUUGUUCUUCGUCAAUUUUUUUUUUUUCGUAAAAAAGACUUGCGAUUAUUAUAGGUUAAGUUUUAACGAUAAAAAUUAGCUAAGCUAGCUAACCAACCCUUACUGAUCGCAGCGCCUUUAUUUGGCCACUUUUACGACCAUUAUAAAAAUAAAGUCUUUAAUAACGAUGUCGAAUUAAGGAGUUGCGAUAAUCACUGGUUUGGUUUAACGUAAAAAAAAAUGCUAAGCUAGCUAGCCAGCCCUUAGUAUUAUUGUAUGUAUAGUCUAUGCACAAGAAACGCUAAGAUCAGGUAUUUAACGAGUUUUUGUAUCUUUUUGUCUUUUUUAUACGCUAAGGAGACGAAUUAGUCCAACAUUGUUGGUCUUUAUCGUAAUCCGAAAAAAAUUAAUAAAUAAACUUUGUGCAAAAAAGAGAUGGACGUUGUAUUGUGAAGCGUCCGAUUUAUGGCUGAAACCAAGCGCGCAUGUUUGCGCAAACCUAAGCGGAGCAUUUCCAUUCAGGACUCGUAAGGAGAUGAAUCGCGAUUCUUGACGAAAACGGCGUGGUCCCAAAUAUGCAUGAUUUGUGUGUGCGUGUGUAUAUGUGUGUUUGUAUAAAUAUGUUGCAAUAUGUUCAAGAGAGAAGCAACGUGUAGCCGUUCAAGAGCACUUUAUAAUGUGGAGACGCUCUCCAGUCCUGGAGGGGGCGCUGUGUUGAGGGUUUGAGGCAUUGGAUGCUGCUAAGAACCUCUCGCUCAGGGCCAGUACUGACUCGCAAUGCAUCAUGGGAUUGGUACACCUCAGUUUUGGUAUCUUGGUCAUCUGCUGGUUCCCGGUGAAACACGCGCAUGGGAAUUUCUUGCUCGAAACGAAUGCAUGCUUUUUUUUUUUCCUGAAAUGGAGAUUCCUCGUUGGACUGAUGCGUGCAAACGGAUUCGCACAACAUUUCGUCCAGUCGCCGGGACGUCGCAAGUCGCCUCGACCACUGUCUAAUAACCACAAUGCAAGAAACCCAACUUUCAUAAUUUGUAUUGCACUAUUAAAUUGUUAUUUUUUUUCUAUGAGUAUGUCGGUAAAACUCUUGUUUGGUCUAUUUAUUGCCUAAUGUGUAAUUCAAACUGGUCUCUGUGAGACUGGCUUUGGCAUUGUUUGAAUAAAUCAAGUGCUAAGGAAA
Carassius auratus (goldfish) is the source of this 3049-nucleotide messenger RNA. RefSeq names its product GRAM domain-containing protein 2B-like. Lineage: Eukaryota; Metazoa; Chordata; Actinopteri; Cypriniformes; Cyprinidae. The transcript is spliced from 12 exons. The coding region runs from base 163 to 1248 and encodes 361 amino acids. The record is from RefSeq and is a predicted model, not a curated record.